Messenger RNA from Sphaeramia orbicularis (orbiculate cardinalfish), 4670 nucleotides. It is a transcript of the gene rev1, whose product is annotated as REV1 DNA directed polymerase. Lineage: Eukaryota; Metazoa; Chordata; Actinopteri; Kurtiformes; Apogonidae. The record is from RefSeq and is a predicted model, not a curated record. The transcript has 22 exons. The coding region runs from base 324 to 4382 and encodes 1352 amino acids. Gene Ontology annotation, cellular component: nucleus. Gene Ontology annotation, biological process: error-free translesion synthesis; error-prone translesion synthesis. Gene Ontology annotation, molecular function: DNA-directed DNA polymerase activity; deoxycytidyl transferase activity; damaged DNA binding.
CAGUGGCAGAGAAAAAGGAAAGCGAGGGGAUCAGGCGGUAGAGGCAGAGAGCGAAAGGAUUGGGAGGGUAAAGCAGAAUGUGGAAGUGACAUGGCGUGGCAGCAUGACAAUAUAAGGGGCUCUCGGUCCAUCGAAAUGUGUUUUAUUGCGCGUAAAGCCGAGACUGAGGAGUCGAGUUAACUGUCUGGAGGAUUUUCAUUUCGCUUUGCUUUGGUUUUUUGCCCGUUUAAUCUGUGCGCACUUAACGUUUCUGCUGGGCAGUAUCUGCAGAGAGAAGUCUGGGGCUAACAACCUCCGUCUGACAGAAUAAAAGGUAUCUCAGUAUGAGUCGAGAUGUGUGGGCAAAGAAGAGAGCCAAUGCCAAUGAUGACAAUGGUUGGGCUGAAAGGGGUGGCUACAUGGCCGCCAAGGUUUCCAAGCUCGAUGAGCAGUUUAAACUUGAUGCCCCCAGAGAAAAACAGAAGGAUGGUGCAUCCUCUAACAUCUUUAGUGGAGUGGCUGUGUAUGUCAAUGGAUACACAGAACCAAGUGCAGAUGAGUUACGCAGACUGAUGAUGCUGCAUGGUGGCCAGUUUCACACAUACUACUCGCGCUCCAGAACCACUCACAUUAUUGCCAAUAAUUUGCCAAACAGUAAAAUUCAAGAGCUCAAAGGGGAAAAGGUCAUCAGGCCAGAGUGGAUCACUGACAGUAUCAAGGCUGGACGUCUCCUUCCUUACCUCCAGUACCAGCUGUAUGCUAAGCAGAAAGGUUCACUUUUUGCUGGCAUGAAUUUGCGCCAGACCUCAGAGAUUGUAGGACCCAGCCAUGGCCUGCCUCAGCACAGCAUCAAUCAAAAGCUUUAUCUGCCACAGCGCAGCAUUCAGCACUCUGUUCCCAACACUGAACAGUCCCCAUCCAGCUGCCAGAGUAACUCCAUCCCUAACUCGAGCCGCAGUCAGGGCAGCUUCCACACUCAGUUCAUCCAGCACAACACUCUGCAAUGUAGUAUCAUAACACCUCAGUCUAGUCUUCAAUACGAGAGAGUUGGCCAGCCACAACCUCAGAUCAACUCUUCCUGCCAAACUCCUCAGAGCAGCUGCAAGGAGGGGGAAUUAAAACUAAAUGGAUUAUUAAGGACCUCAGUGGACUUGAAGAGCCAUUCAAAAGUGGACAAAAUGCAAGACUCUGUAAAUGAGAAUCCUUGUCUACAUGGAGCCCCGCAAGUGUUAAAGGAGGCACCCAUGACAAAUGGACACACUCACCUCAUUAAUGGUGCCUUAAAGGCAGGGGAUCUCUCCCUCGUUACAGAGCAGUAUGUUGACAAGGACCUGCUUCAACGCAGAGUCAAAUGUCCAGAAUCUAAACCUCUGAAUCGUGCAGCCAAUUGUCAUACCAAACUGGACCCAUAUGAGUUCCCCCACAGUCCUCCAAAUCAAUCUGAGCAGGCCACUGUCAUCCAAGAGCAGUCCAGCCUCAAAGAUGUCAAUGAGAGGGGACCUAAAGCUUCUCCACCCACCUACCAGGAGGCUCAACAAGCUAAGGAGACACCCCAACCAUCACCCUGGCCAUCCUGUGAUGUUGAUUCACGUUCUGAAAAGAGUCUUUCACAUUCUCCUAUUCGACUGAACGGAAGUCACCACAAUGCCUUUUCAUUUGACCCUGCCUCACUGAACACAAACAAUUUAACAGCCAAAACUGAUCCUUCCACUGACAAGACGUCUUCAUCCAAGUCCUCAGCACAGCUGCUGGCUCAAACAGAUAAUUUGAUUUCUGAGUUCUACUCGCACUCACGUUUACAUCAGAUUUCCACAUGGAGGACUGGCUUUUCUGAAUAUGUCAAUGAACUGCAUAGCAAACGGAGAACAGUAGGGACUGUCUCCUUCCCCGGGAAAGACCGACUGAGGAGAAAUAUGUCCCGGUGCUUUAUUGACAGUCAAGGUACAUCAGCAGCAGUAAAUGUUAAGUCUUGUAUUCUCCAUGUGGACAUGGACUGUUUCUUUGUGUCCGUGGGGAUCCGCCAUCGACCAGAGCUGAAAGGGAAACCAGUAGCUGUAACUAGUAACCGAGGACAGGGCAAAGUACCGUUGAGACCCGGGGCCAACCCUCAGCUGGAGAAGCAGUACUAUGAGAGGAAACAGAUUCAGGCUAAACAUGGGAGGGAUGAAGAGGAUCUGCACAGAACUCCUUCACAGGAGAGUCCUGGUUCCUGUGCUAAUGGAGUAGACCAGGAUGCUGCAGCUCUCUCAAUGGCAGAGAUUGCAUCCUGCAGUUAUGAGGCCAGGCAGGCAGGUGUUAGAAAUGGGAUGUUUUUUGGAAAAGCAAAACAGUUAUGUCCCUCACUUCAGUCUGUCCCAUAUGACUUUGAGGCCUAUAAAGAGGUGGCUCUCACAAUGUAUGAGAUUCUGGCUGGUUAUACCCAUGACAUCGAGGCUUUGAGCUGUGAUGAAGUGCUGAUAGACGGUUCUGCUCUGGUAGCUGAGCUAGGCAUCAGCCCAGAUGAUCUGGCGAGUGCCAUCAGAGCAGAGAUCAAGGAGAAAACUGGAUGUUGUGCUUCUGUAGGAAUGGGUUCAAACAUCCUGUUGGCUCGGCUGGCAACACGUAAAGCCAAGCCAGAUGGGCAGCAUUUCCUAAAGUCUGAAGAAGUGGACGAUUUUAUAAGGGAUUUGUCAGUAACCAGCUUACCAGGAGUUGGGCCUGUUAUGGGCAGAAAGCUGGCUGCUAUAGGGGUUAGGUCAUGUGGGGACCUUCAACAGGUGUCGCUGUUUCAGCUUCAGAAGAAGUUUGGGCCUCGAACUGGACAAACCCUUUUCCGAUUCUGCAGAGGUCUAGAUGAUCGUCCUGUCCGUUAUGAGAAGGAGCGGAAAUCUGUCUCAGCUGAGAUGAACUAUAACAUUCGCUUUACUAAGGUUGAUGAAGCAGAGUGCUUCCUGAAUAACUUGUCCAUGGAGGUGCAAAAACGUUUACAAGAAGCAGGACUCCGGGGUCGCAGAGUUACUCUUAAAGUGAUGGUUCGCAAGAUGGGAGCUCCACUGGAGCCAGCUAAAUAUGGCGGCCAUGGUAUCUGUGAUAAUCUAGCCAAGACCGUGAUGCUCGCUCAGUCCACAGAUAGUGGUCAGUUGAUUGCAGCUGCGGUUAUCAAGCUGUUCCAUUCCAUGAACCUGCAGGUUCAGGACCUGAGAGGAGUUGGAAUCCAGGUCCAGCUUCUUGAGGGACAUCACUCUGUUCCUCAGGACUCGCGGACACGCUCCAUCAAAGACAUGUUAUUGGGUCAAAGAUUAAGUACACGAUCCAGUAAUAAAGAUGCUGCAGACAAUAACACAUGUAAGGAAAAGACUUCCUGUACCACACUCCCAUCAUCCCCCUCUGCUGAACCAGUUCCUGGAACAAGCAAAGGAAAUGAAGCAUGUAAACGAACUCCAAAACAUUCUCAGUCCCGUCUCAACCUUAGCAUUGAAGUUCCCUCGCCUUCACAGGUGGAUCGUUCUGUGUUGGAGGCCUUGCCCACAGAGCUGAGAGAACAGGUGGAAAAUUCCUGGGCUUUUCGAGAUGGGAGAUCAAAUAACCGACAUUGUCCCAAUCCACAACCCUCCUCUCCUAAGGCCCGUUCCACCUCCCCUCCACAUCUUCCUCCUGGCCCUGCACUGUAUGCUCCACCUGCAGGCACGCUGAUACUACAGAUUCCAAAUCAGCCAGGCAGUCCAGGAAUUGUACUGGAACUACCAAACUACUCGCAGGUCGAUCCGGAUGUUUUUGCUGCCCUUCCCAAAGAGCUCCAAGAGGAACUGAAAUCUGCCUAUAGCCGAGUAACAAAUGCCCAGCCCCAGGCCAAAAUGUCGGAGCCAAAGAAUCCACUUAUGCAGCUUAAACAGUCAGGAAUUGGAAUUGGUCGUGCGAAGCGGCGCUACAAGAGGAAGAAUGCAGUGAGCCCCGUUAAGAAAGGACCCUCCCCUCAGAAGAGACGUCCCACAACAAACAGCCCUGCUAAAAACUUUCCAUCACCUGUGAAACCGAAGGAACCAAGGAACAUUGUAAAGACUGAAAAUGGUCCUUCCACGUCAUCCUCAAAACAAGACCUCACUGAGUCUGUGCCUAAAAUCAUUCCUCGCUGUGCUCCAACACUGGCCGGAGCCUGUGACCUGACAGACAUUAAAACACUUCUGCGUGAAUGGGUCACCACCAUCACAGAACCCAUGGAAGAGGAUAUCCUGCAGGUGGUGAAAUACUGCACUGAUCUGAUUGAGGAUAAAGAUUUGGAAAAGUUGGAUUUAAUUAUAAAAUACAUGAAAAGGAUUAUGCAGCAGUCAGUGGAGUCUGUGUGGAGCAUGGCUUUUGACUUCAUCGUAGACAAUAUUCAGGUGGUUGUGCAGCAAACUUAUGGUAGCACCCUGAAGAUAGCAUGAAGGAGGAGAGCUCCUACUUGCAUACGUAACAUCUGAUGCCACAAGGACGUCCACAGGAGCUGACUGUUGCUCAGGAGGUCGAGUGGAUCAGGUUUGAUCUCCACAAUGCUCAGAACAGACCAGAGUCCUACAUGAGUAAAUAAGAGACAAAUUGUAGAGUGCUUUGUACAAAACGCAGUCCGUUUGGACAUUUUGACAGUAAGCAAUGACAUUUACUUAAAUUGGUCAGUUGAGUUUCAAUAAUAUUAUCACGUGAUUGAUUGAUGCAAACUCUUGAAAUCUCGCAUA